This is a messenger RNA of Larimichthys crocea (large yellow croaker), 879 nucleotides long. It is a transcript of the gene atp6v1e1b, whose product is annotated as ATPase H+ transporting V1 subunit E1b. The record is from RefSeq and is a predicted model, not a curated record. Gene Ontology annotation, molecular function: proton-transporting ATPase activity, rotational mechanism. The transcript is spliced from 10 exons. Gene Ontology annotation, cellular component: proton-transporting two-sector ATPase complex, catalytic domain. Bases 147 to 827 code for a protein of 226 amino acids. Gene Ontology annotation, biological process: proton transmembrane transport. NCBI's taxonomy places the organism in Eukaryota, Metazoa, Chordata, Actinopteri, Sciaenidae.
CUGAUUGGGCCGCUCGGCCGGAAGUAAACAUCAUGUGACGGCGCAGAUCAGCUGAUCCUCCGUGGACAUCUUUACGAGUCACGACUGCCGCAGAUUAAUUCAUCCACCUCCUCUGAGCUUUCCGGGAUCAUCUGACAGCUGCGACCAUGGCGCUCAGCGAUGCCGACGUACAGAAGCAGAUCAAGCACAUGAUGGCCUUCAUCGAACAGGAGGCCAACGAGAAGGCAGAAGAAAUUGAUGCAAAGGCCGAAGAAGAGUUCAACAUCGAGAAAGGCCGCCUGGUGCAGACCCAGAGGCUGAAGAUAAUGGAGUACUACGAGAAGAAAGAGAAGCAAAUCGAGCAGCAGAAGAAAAUCCAGAUGUCCAACCUGAUGAACCAGGCUCGACUGAAGGUGCUGAAGGCCCGGGAUGACAUGAUCGCGGAAAUGCUGAAUGAGGCACGCCAGCGGCUCGGUACCGUCGCAAAAGACCCAGCCAGGUAUCCAGCUCUGAUGGACGGGUUGCUUUUACAGGGAUUUUAUCAGCUUCUGGAGCCCAAAGUGACUAUUCGCUGCCGUAAACAGGACGUGCAGAUGGUACAGGCUUCCAUCCAGAGGAAUAUUCCCAUCUAUAAAGCAGCUGUGAAGAGCAACCUGGAGGUCCGCAUCGACCAGGACAACUUCCUUUCCCCGGACAUUUCUGGAGGUGUUGAGAUCUAUAACGGUGACGGGAAGAUCAAGGUGGCCAACACCCUGGAGAGCAGACUGGACCUCAUGGCUCAGCAGAUGAUGCCUGAAAUCCGAGUGGCUCUCUUCGGUGCCAACCCGAACCGCAAAUUUCUGGACUGAGCAGCUCCGAUGUGUAUUCUCCUGUUUAUUUUUUAUUUUGUCAUAUGAAAAA